Molecule: messenger RNA, 504 nt
Organism: Gossypium arboreum
Lineage: Eukaryota; Viridiplantae; Streptophyta; Magnoliopsida; Malvales; Malvaceae
Exons: 1
Coding region: 1-504 (167 amino acids)
Molecular function (GO): RNA-DNA hybrid ribonuclease activity; nucleic acid binding
Source: RefSeq, a predicted model, not a curated record
AUGGUUCCUAAGUCUAUCGAAAGAAGACUGUCUGUGGCAAUUUAUUUCGAUGCUGCUUUUGACCAACAACUUUCAAGAUCUGUGUCGGGGCUAGUUGUUCGAAACGAAGAGGGGGAAAUAUUGGCAUCCAAAUCAGUCAUCCAUUCCAAUAUUGCAACUCCAUUUGCGGCCGAAGCACAUGCAGGGUUACAAGCUUUAUUAUUAGGAAUUUCUAUGGGGUUUAAUGUUUUGCAAGUAAUAGGAGACUCAAGAACGGUUAUUUCAAAAUGCCAAAGUUCAGAACGUGACAGAUUGGUGAUCAGAUCUAUCAUUCAAGACAUUCAGAAUAUAAAAAACCAUUUUCAAAAUGUCAGAUUUCAUUUUGUUCCUAGAUCAGAAAACAUACUUGCUCAUUUUGUUGCAGUAGAGGCUUUGAAGAAAAGGGACGGUCAUUACUUGGUCGGAGAUAUUCCCAGAUCCGUCCGUUGCGCUAUGGAGAGGAAGCGUCCAAGGCAUCCAGACUGA